This is a messenger RNA of Spodoptera littoralis (African cotton leafworm), 1005 nucleotides long. Lineage: Eukaryota; Metazoa; Arthropoda; Insecta; Lepidoptera; Noctuidae. The record is from the annotation of a GenBank genome assembly.
AUGGAGUUCCCAAGACUGUGUCCAGCUCGCUGGUCAGACGAUCACUUCGGCAUGUGUAUGCCAUCACGAGAAUUUAUGUGCCCGUUCUACGACACCCAUUCCAGCUACUUUCGUCCUUGGAGGCUAAUGGGUAAACAAAGCAUUACUAAAGAAUUCGGAUCAACAAUAGAAAAUGAGAAAGGCAACUACAAGAUAACUAUGGACGUCCAACAUUAUAAACCAGAGGAAAUAAGUGUGAAAGUGACGGACAAUGAAAUUAUAGUUGAAGGGAAACAUGAAGACAGGCCAGACGCACAUGGAUAUAUUUCGAGACAAUUCAAGCGCCGCUACGCAUUGCCAAGUCACUGCCCUGGAGAGAACGUUACUUCAUCCAUGUCCUCUGAUGGCAUUCUCAUUAUAAUCGCUGAAAAGAAAUCCUCUAGUGAAAAACAAGAAAAAAUUGUACCGAUCAAAAUGUGUGGCUUUAUUCCGAAAAAGACCCAGAUCGAAACCAAAAUGACAUCCGAUAUUACACAAAAUUCAGUCAAAGAAAAUAUUAAAGAUACAGAUGAUAAUAUGAUUCGUAACAAAAAUAGUCAAAUGACGCUUAAAGAAGAACAUAGUCGAUUGCUAAAACCAGAACUACUGAAAGAAACAAUUUCAGAGACUACUAAUGGAGAUAAGUUUUCGUCGAAACAGGUUGUUGAAGUUAAGGGGCUGUCUGAAAAAAAGGACGAGAAGAAUAUUGGCGCCACCGCAAGCAAAAUUGAAGAAUCCUUUGCAAAAUCAACUUUAGGAAUGUCUGGAUUGACAGAAAAAAUAGGCGAAAGAAGUUUAGCCUCUACAUCCGACCUGUGUGGAAUGAAAACUAUGUCUAACAUGUCUAAAACAAUUAUUGAAGAAAGCUCCUCGUCAUUUAAGUCAUCCUCUUCCAUGUCCUCGACCAUGAAGGCCAGUGGGAAGAUGGGUGAAUUUGUAACAGACAUCAUUAGUGCAGAGUUAAAGGAAGCCGCAGAAAAUGUAUAA